Aspergillus tubingensis is the source of this 369-nucleotide messenger RNA. RefSeq names its product bifunctional terpene synthase/polyprenyl synthetase family protein. The transcript has 4 exons. Bases 1 to 369 code for a protein of 122 amino acids. The record is from RefSeq and is a predicted model, not a curated record. NCBI's taxonomy places the organism in Eukaryota, Fungi, Ascomycota, Eurotiomycetes, Eurotiales, Aspergillaceae.
AUGAGAUUACUCCGAAAACAUACUUCGUACCUUGUCCACACUCAAAAUGAUAUGUUUUCAAUGAGAAAGGAAGCGAAAGAUGGACAGGUCGAGAACCUCGUUCCAGUACUCAUGCUGAACGAAAACCUGACAGCCAGCCAGGCAAUGAAAAUGGCCUUCAUGCUGGCUCAGGAAUCAGCAAGGGGCUUCUAUGAAGUGGCUGAUGAUAUGCGGCAGACUGCUAAGGGAAGACACCGCGCUGUCGCGGAUAUUUUUAUUGAAGGAUGCAGAAACAUUGUCAUGGGGCUCACUCAUUGGAGCUACACCGGAGAGCGGUACUUCAGAGCCGGUGAGGCGAGUGAGGAUAAUACCAUACAUUUUGAACUAUAG